Messenger RNA from Eptesicus fuscus (big brown bat), 1528 nucleotides. RefSeq names its product N-formyl peptide receptor 2-like. The record is from RefSeq and is a predicted model, not a curated record. The coding region runs from base 46 to 1101 and encodes 351 amino acids. Gene Ontology annotation, molecular function: complement receptor activity; N-formyl peptide receptor activity. The transcript is spliced from 2 exons. Gene Ontology annotation, biological process: phospholipase C-activating G protein-coupled receptor signaling pathway; complement receptor mediated signaling pathway; inflammatory response. Lineage: Eukaryota; Metazoa; Chordata; Mammalia; Chiroptera; Vespertilionidae. Gene Ontology annotation, cellular component: plasma membrane.
AGGAACUGGCCACAGGAACCGGUCGCAGCUGGUGGUGUGGGCAAGAUGGAAGCCAACUUCUCCAUCUCUCUGAAUAUAUCUGACGAGAUGCUCCAUGAGUCUACUGGCUACACUGUUCUGCAGAUUGUCUCAUGGGUGAUUCAAGGGAUCACCUUUGUUCUCGGCAUCCUGGGCAAUGGGCUUGUGAUCUGGGUGGCUGGAUUCCGGAUGGCACGCACAGUCACUACCUUGUGUUACCUGAACCUGGCUGUAGCUGAUUUCUCUUUCCUGGCCACUCUACCAUUCCUCAUGGUGUCAAGUAUCAUGAAAGAACAAUGGCCUUUUGGCUGGUUCCUAUGCAAGUUAAUUCACAUUGUAGUGGACAUUAACUUGUUUGGAAGUGUCUUCCUCAUUGCUUUCAUUGCUCUGGAUCGCUGUAUUUGUGUCUUGCACCCAGUCUGGGCCCACAACCACCGCACUGUAACUCUGGCUACAAAACUGAUCAUUGUGCCCUGGAUUCUUGCACUAGUCCUUACCCUGCAAAUUUUCAUCUUCUUGACUACAGUAAAUGAUAAAAGUGGGAAUGUGUACUGUACUUUCAACUUUACACCGUGGGCUGACACCCCUCAAAAGUGGCUGAAGGCGGCCUUCACCAUGCUGACAGCUAGAGGGGUCAUCCGGUUUGUCAUUGGCUUCACUAUGCCAAUGUCCAUCGUCGCUAUCUGCUACGGGCUCAUUGCUGUCAAGCUCUCUAAAAAAGGCAUGAUUCAUUCCAGCCGUUCCUCUCGGGUCCUCACUGCUGUUGUGGUUUCCUUCUUUGUUUGUUGGUUCCCCUUUCAACUGGUUGCCCUUCUGAACACAGUUUGGCUCAGAGACAUAUUGCUCGGGACUGAGUUCAAAGUCCUUGAUAACCUGAGUAACCUACUGGAAGCCUUGGCCUUCUUCAACAGCUGCCUCAACCCAAUGCUCUAUGUCUUCAUUGGCCAAGACUUCCGAAAGACACUGAUCCACUCUCUGCCUGCCAGCCUGGAGAGGGCCAUGACCGAGGACUCAGCCCCAGCCAGUGAUACAACAACCAAAUCUGCUUCACUUCCUAUAGAGGCUGAGUUACAGGCAAUGUGAGGGGGCAGGAGGACAUUUUCAAGCUCUGCCUGUUCCUACCCUGAUCCUGGUUCCAGCUUCAUAUUACCUUGGGUCACAAUGAGCCACUCAUCAUGAAAACUACUUUGGUGCCCUCAGAAUCAUGGGAAGAAAUGGACUUACGGGUAUUAUUUCUGUUAUUUUUGGCUUUGGCACCACAGCAUAUACCCUGGGGUUAGUGGAGGUGGGAAAGAGUGAUGGGGAAUCUAUAAAGCUUAGAUGAGAGAAUAUAUUAAGGGGACAACUUUGGUAUUUCACCAUUUAGUAAGAUGUUUGCUAUGGCUGUUUUGUAAGCUUUUCUUAUCAGACUACAGAAUUCUUUUUCUAGACCCAGCUUAUAAGAGUUUCUUCCAUUUUAAAUCAUGAAUCGCUACUGCAUUGUAUCAAAUGCAUUUCUGAAUAUGUUAAG